Messenger RNA from Lecanosticta acicola, 1664 nucleotides. The record is from the annotation of a GenBank genome assembly. NCBI's taxonomy places the organism in Eukaryota, Fungi, Ascomycota, Dothideomycetes, Mycosphaerellales, Mycosphaerellaceae.
AUGCAGGCUCCUGUGGUGGUUAUGAGUAUGCGAACUAGCAGCCAGUACCUACACGAGCACGUGCUCACAUGAAUACAGACACGGCGACCGGCGACCGCAAGACCGGGCGACAAGCACAGCUCUCCAACAUCACCGCCGCAAAGACCGUCGCCGAUAUCAUCCGAUCAUGUCUCGGCCCCAAGGCCAUGUUGAAGAUGCUGCUGGAUCCCAUGGGAGGAAUCGUCCUGACCAACGACGGCCACGCUAUCCUGCGGGAGAUCGAGGUCGCCCAUCCUGCAGCAAAGAGCAUGAUCGAGUUGGCGCGGACGCAGGAUGAAGAGGUGGGAGACGGCACUACUACUGUCAUCAUCCUGGCCGGAGAGAUUCUUGCCUUGUCCUUACCUCAGCUUGAGCGCAACAUCCACCCAGUCAUCAUCAUUCAAGCCUUCAAGCGUGCACUGGCAGAUGCUCUGAAGGUCAUCCAGGACGUCUCGAUACCCGUGGACAUCAACGACACCGAGGUCAUGCGGAGUCUCAUCUCGACCUCGAUCGGCACCAAGUUCACAUCCCGAUACUCAGACCUCAUGUGCGAUCUCGCUCUUCGAGCAGUACGAACAGUCAGCCACGAUGCAGGCGGUGGCAAGAAGGAGGUGGACAUCAAGAGAUACGCGCGUGUUGAGAAGGUGCCCGGCGGGGAGAUCGAAGACAGCAAGGUGUUGGACGGGGUUAUGCUGAACAAGGACAUCACACAUCCCAAGAUGAGGAGACGGAUAGAGAACCCACGUGUCGUACUGCUCGAUUGUACGCUCGAGUACAAGAAGGGAGAGUCGCAAACAAAUAUUGAGAUUACCAAGGAGGAGGACUGGAAUCGCAUUCUGCAGAUCGAGGAGGAGCAAGUGCGAAACAUGUGCGAUGCCAUCAUUGCUGUGAAGCCGGAUCUGGUCAUCACGGAGAAGGGUGUCUCGGAUCUGGCCCAGCACUUCUUCGUCAAGCACAACAUCACAGCUCUGCGUCGCGUACGAAAGACGGACAACAACCGUGUCGCUCGUGCGACGGGUGCGACCAUUGUCAACUCCGUCUACGACCUUACGGAGCGUGAUGUUGGAACUCACUGCGGCCUGUUCGAGAUCGAGAAGAUUGGCGACGAGUACUUCACCUUCCUCACCAAGUGCAAGAAUCCCAAAGCCUGCACAAUUCUUCUCCGCGGACCAUCGAAAGACAUUCUGAACGAGAUCGACCGGAAUCUGCUGGACGCCAUGUCUGUCGCGAGAAAUGUCAUCUUCCACCCAUACCUUUCACCUGGUGGUGGUGCGACCGAGAUGGCUUGUGCGGUGAAAUUAUCACAAGCCGCCAAGGGCGUCGAGGGAGUACAGCAGUGGCCGUACCGAGCGAUAGCGGAAGCUAUGGAAGUGAUUCCACGAACGCUCAUCCAGAACGCUGGAGGCUCUCCCAUCAGAGUAUUGACGCAGCUUCGUGCCAAGCACGCUGAAGGUGGCAGCACUUGGGGCAUUGACGGAGACGCCGGCAAAAUUGUGGACAUGAAGGACUACCAGAUCUGGGAGCCGCAAGCCAUCAAGCUGCAGAGCAUCAAGACCGCUGUUGAGAGUGCCUGCUUAUUGUUGCGGGUGGACGAUAUCGUGGGAGCGAAGCAAGCCAAGACUGGCGGAGGUGGUGGAGAUGACUAG